Acanthoscelides obtectus is the source of this 784-nucleotide messenger RNA. The record is from the annotation of a GenBank genome assembly. NCBI's taxonomy places the organism in Eukaryota, Metazoa, Arthropoda, Insecta, Coleoptera, Chrysomelidae.
UGAAAGGUUACACAAGAUCAUCAACGUAUCUUUAAAUAUGCCCAAGAAUCAAGAGGAAUGGUUACAAAUUGCUGAAGGUUUUGAAAAGCGAUGGAAUUUUUCGCAUUGCUUAGGAUCUAUUGACGGAAAACACUGUAUUUUGCAAGCUCCAGCCAACAGUGGAAGUGACUACUUCAAUUAUAAGUCGACUUUUAGUAUUGUGUUACUUGCACUUGUGGAUUAUGAUUACAAUUUUUUAUUCGCUGAUGUAGGCUGUCAAGGCCGCAUCUCAGACGGAGGAGUGUUUGCUCAUACAUCUUUUUGUAAAAAAUUGUAUGCAGGAACUCUAAAAUUACCGGAAGAAUCUAUUUUACCUGGAAGGACAGAAAACAUGGAAAAUGCAUUUGGCAUCCUCUCUUCUGUCUUUAGAGUUCUCAGAAAACCGAUACUUUUGAAAGAAGACAACGCGGCAUUGGUGGUUUUAAGUUGUGUAUACCUACACAAUUUUUUGAGAAGGAGCAAAACAUCGCGAAAUAUAUACACUCCAACAGGAAGUUUUGAUAUCGAACCUAAUACGCGGUACUUAAGUACCACUAACCUGUCCGAAGAACAUGGAGCCAACCCAAUUCAAUGGGGCGUCGCUUUGGUCUUACCUAGAACAAAGAGAAGACAAUUAUUAAUAGAUAGGCUGAACACAGCAUCAACGCCGCGUUUCGUAACAACAAGCUGUUAUGUUGAAAUUCACACCAAGCCAGCUAGACUAGACCGGACCGGUCACAAGGAUCUGUACAGCAGGAUUCCGUGA